AUGGCCGCAAACUGCUCCCCACUGUCCUCUCGUUGCCCCUCCUCCCACCCCUCGCCUGUGUACCACACGCCAUUCACCUGCUGCCCCUCGUCCUCCCCCCGUCAGCCACCGCCGCACCACUCACCCUGCCACAGCCACUCGCCACCUCAUGCCACGUCACCAUCGCCCCACGCACCCCUCCCCACUGUCCCCCCCGUCCUUCCUGCCUCCCCUGCCCCCGCCGCUUUCCCUACUGCUGCUGCGCCUAAGCCAGCAGGCACACAAGGAGCGGCCUCAGCAACCGCAACAGCAGAGGGGGCAGUGCUCGCACCCCAAGCGAGGCCCUCGGCCAUGCCGUCACCACCCUCCCCUGCCCCGUCUCCUCUCCCCAGCGCGCUAGCAGCGGUGCCUCGUACAGAUGUAACAGGUCACUGGUGUAGCAGGAUGGCGUCAGGGCAUGGCGCACUGCACAUGGCAUGCAGCUCGGCACUCGCAGGCAGUGCAGUGGGGCGGGGCAGCACGGGGUGUGCAGGUGCAAGCGAGCAUGCGGGGAGGUGCGCAGCAGAGGAGGGCAGUGUUGAGUUGCACCACUCACGCGCGGCACACCUCUGCUGCCCACCCCAACCUGCACGCAUGCACCACCGCCUCGCACCGCAGCACACCGCUGCUCCACCGGGUGGUAAAGUGCCGCUGACUCCACCUGCCUCUGAAACCCCCUCCCUCACUCCGCCAACCCCCCAACCCGCCUCCCUCCCCACCCCAUCCCCGCACCCGUCCCCACUCCCAUCGCCGCCAAACCUGCCCGCCCACCCUCCGCCGCCCGCACCGCCAUCCUGGAAGCACCUCGCGCCGCCCGAAUGGCACGCAGCCCCAUACGGUGCAUCGCUGGCGAUGGUGCAGGCGGGCGGCAGCGACGUGCGCAUCUGGGACGUGCGGGACGGGGGCGUGGCGGUGAGCAUGCAGACGGAGGGCGCGGUGGAGCGCAUGGCGAGCUGCUCUCCUAUUCUGUGGCUGGACGAGGAGCGCCUCGUCGUCGUGGAGGAGGGCGGCAGCGUGGGGCUGUGGCACGUGGCGGGUGGCGAGGCAGUGCUGUUCCACCACGUGCAGCUGCUGGACCCGUGGGGCGAGGCUGAGCGCGUGUGCGCCGUUGCUGUCAUGCCGGGGCGGCGCUGCAACAAGCGCCUCUUCUCCUCGCUGAGGGGCGAGGGAGUGACAUGUGCAGUAGCAAGCGAGAGCGCGGUGUACCUGGCGGACUGGAGCACCCCGGCUGUCAUCCUCCACCGCAUCGCCUCCUCCCACGCCCGCCCGCCAGACGCCAUGUGUUUCGCGGGCACGUCUCUCUUUGUGGCGCUGCCCUCGCUGCCGCAUGAAGACUUUGCCGCCGUGCAGGUCCCCACCCGACCCUCCCUCCCACCCCCUGUCCGCACGGCCCUACAGCGCAUAGAGUGCAUCAGCGGGCGGGAGGGUGAGCGGUACCACCUGGACUCGCACGUGCCGCGCGCCAGCAGAGGGCCGCUGCUCGCCGUGCGCGUGCACGCCGGGCGGCUGUUUGCACUGCAUGCGGGCGGCGUGCACGUGUUCCGCCUGCACCGGGCGGCGCAGCGGGGCGGAGGAGCGGGGGCAGGCAGGGGUGCGGGCGGGGAUGGGGGGUAUGAGGUGCGGGGGCGGGGUUACCUGCAGCAAAGGGCAGGGCAGGGGAGGAGAGGUAGAGACAGAUGUGGGAGUGCAAUGGCGGGCAUGGCAGCAGCGACCACGCAAGCCCCUGUGCAGAGAGCGGUUGAGUGCGGUGCGACGGUGACGGGAAGAGAGAGCGGAGGGGCAGAGAAAGAAGCAGCGGUGGUGCUCCGUCCCCAGGCAUGGCACAGUGGUGCUGCUGAGGGGUCUGAGGGCUCACCCGGCAAUGAGGGGCAGCAGGGAAGAGAGAGCGGUUAUGGAAGGGAGGAGGGGUAUGAAACAGAGGAGGGUGUGGAUGGGCAGGAGGGUGAAGGGGGGCAGGAUGGCAUUGCGAGGGCCGUGGAGUGUGACAGCGGUGGUGGUGGAGAUGGUGGUGGAGUGGGCAGUGGGGGGAGCGAGGGGGUGGAGGAGCGGAGGCUGGUGGGGGUGGUGGGCAGGCGGGUGAAUGGGCUGCUGCACCCGGCCAUGGAUGUGGUUGGGGAUAGGCUGCUGCUCGUCUCUGCUAACCACCCGCCAUGUCUGUAUUCAUGUCCCUGA
Closterium sp. NIES-65 is the source of this 2190-nucleotide messenger RNA. The record is from the annotation of a GenBank genome assembly. NCBI's taxonomy places the organism in Eukaryota, Viridiplantae, Streptophyta, Zygnematophyceae, Desmidiales, Closteriaceae.